Molecule: messenger RNA, 1568 nt
Organism: Trichoderma asperellum CBS 433.97
Lineage: Eukaryota; Fungi; Ascomycota; Sordariomycetes; Hypocreales; Hypocreaceae
Gene: GCN5
Product: histone acetyltransferase
Biological process (GO): chromatin remodeling; positive regulation of transcription by RNA polymerase II
Cellular component (GO): histone acetyltransferase complex
Molecular function (GO): histone H3 acetyltransferase activity; protein binding
Source: RefSeq, a predicted model, not a curated record
UUCAACUUCGCCAUACUGCCCAACCAGCGUCUCGCGUCGAGCAGCCUCCCGAGGCUGAGCCGCCGCUGCGCAUAUCGCCAACAUGACUGACAUCAAAGAAGAGGGUGGCAAGCGCAAAGCUGAGGACGAACUCUCGUCUCCCGCCGCAUCUAAGCGAGUCAAGCAAGAUGAAGACAGCGUUGAGGAAGAAGCAGAAGAGAAGCCCGCCGAAUUGAAGCUGAUCCCGUUUCCUGAAAAGCCCGCCGUCCUCGAGGAGCGCAAUGGCGAAAUAGAGUUUCGCGUCGUCAACAAUGACAACGAGCGCGAGUCGCUCAUCAUCCUCACAGGCCUCAAGUGCAUCUUCCAGAAGCAGCUCCCCAAAAUGCCCAAAGACUACAUCGCGCGACUCGUCUACGAUCGAACCCAUUUGUCCAUCGCCAUCGUCAAGAAGCCCCUCGAAGUCGUGGGCGGCAUCACCUAUCGACCCUUCAAAGGCCGCCAGUUUGCCGAAAUCGUCUUUUGCGCCAUCAGCUCCGACCAACAAGUCAAGGGAUACGGUGCGCAUCUCAUGUCCCACUUGAAAGACUACGUCAAGGCCACAAGCGACGUCAUGCACUUCUUAACGUAUGCCGACAACUAUGCGAUUGGUUAUUUCAAGAAACAAGGCUUCACCAAGGAAAUUACUCUCCCCAAACACGUUUGGAUGGGAUAUAUCAAAGAUUACGAGGGUGGAACUAUCAUGCAGUGCUCCAUGCUGCCGCGCAUUCGAUAUCUGGAAAUGGGCCGCAUGCUCCUUAAGCAGAAGGAAUGCGUCCAGGCCAAGAUUCGAGCCUACUCCAAGUCGCACAACAUCCACCCGCCACCAAAAGAGUGGAAGAAUGGCAUCCGUGAGAUCAAUCCUCUUGAUAUCCCUGCCAUCCGGGCGUCUGGAUGGUCUCCUGAUAUGGACGAGCUUGCUCGCCAGCCACGUCACGGACCGAACUACAACCAGCUUCUUCACUUGCUCAAUGACCUCCAAAACCAUAAUUCUGCAUGGCCGUUCCUUGUCCCGGUUAAUAGAGAUGAUGUGGCGGACUACUACGACGUGAUUAAGGAGCCCAUGGAUCUUAGCACCAUGGAGAGCAAGCUCGAGGCAGACCAAUAUGCCACCCCAGAGGACUUCAUCAAGGACGCCAAGCUCAUCUUCGACAACUGCCGCAAAUACAACAACGAGAGCACGCCCUACGCCAAGUCCGCCAACAAACUCGAACGAUUUAUGUGGCAGCAGAUCAAGGCCGUGCCUGAAUGGUCGCAUCUCGAACCGGAGAAAUAGAACUUCCCAAAAGAUACUAAAAAGGGCAUGCAGCGAGCCUCUACGUCUACACUUUAGCCAGGGUAUACAUACAUUCUAGCCCUCGGCUGCUAUUCAUCAUAUUUUACGAGUAAUGCGCAUUCGGAAGGGAGUUGUUGGAAAAUCGGCGUUUUCAAAAGAUUGUGAAAUUGACCAGUCUUGGCGGUGGCUUGACUUUUUUUUUUUUGGUGUUCUUCUUGAGCUUUAAAGAGCAAUGGCGUUUGGUGUAGCAGAAGAGUCAAAUAUCAACUCCAACUUG